AUGCUUCAUGGCGGCAAUACUGCUCUGCAUAUAGCAGCUAUAAGGCAAAUGAAAGACGUGGUGGACUAUAUUAUUGGAAGGAAGCCACAAAUAAAUAAGAAGUCCGAUAGACUGACUACACCUUUGCAUGAAGCGGUUAAAUGUGAAAGAGUGGACAUAACAAAAAUUCUACUGGACAAUGGGGUAGACAUCGAGGCUAGAGAUAGAACAGGACAAACACCACUGCAUUGGGCCCUCGGUUAUACAAACUCUUUGGAUCAAGUUAGGACUUUGAUCAUAAAUGGUGCAGAUGUGAAUUCCAUGGACGAAUAUGCAAGAACCCCACUACAUACUCUUUGUUCUAAAGGAUUGCGCAUAAACUUCGAUACUUUUGAGCUUCUUCUACAGAAAGUUUCCGAUAUAAACGCAGGAGAUAUAAAGGGAGCUUCCCCAUUGCAUAAGUUGAUGAGAUUCUUAAGUCGCGUCCACACUAUGCCGAACGACAUCAUUCGACCUAUACGGGGCGACACGUUCGAAAAUCUGGAUAAUACCAAAGCGAUUUCUUUCACGAGAAAAGAAAUUUUCGUAUUUUUGAAAUCGGUAUUAAACGAAAAUAUCAACGUUGUUACUGACAUUGUUGAAAAGGAGGUGUCAAAAAAAUUUGAGCAACCAUACAUUUUGCCGAAAAGUCUGAAAGAUGCUCUGGGUAAAUUGGUACCGAAAUUAAAAAAGAAAUGGCAAUUAGCGGCUAGGAACGAAUCCAGAUUCCUCAAAAAUUUCGAUGAGUGGCUCAACGUGCCUGUGUCUUUCACAAUUGAAGAAGGUUUGAAUACUCCCAUGGAUACUUUGGGGCAUCCUUCGAUUGACCACACAAUGGGUCGUCCUUCCACAAGCUGGAACGAGUUAAGUGAUCGGUCAAAACGUAGGAGGACAGAAAAGGUGCGAAACGAAAAUAUAGUGUACGAAUUGGCGUACGCUACACAAAUGAGCCUCCGGGCUUCUGGAAAUUCACAAGCUUCAAAGGUAAUCAGGGAUGUCACAGAAGGGAGCCCAUCAAAAGCAUCUCAGUACCGUACGUCUAUUGAACGCGUUUCAGAAGGUGUACUGUCUGGUAACGAAGCAUUAUCACUUGUAGUAGAAGAAUCAAAUCAGAUUGUUUUAAAUAACACGAGUGAUACAUCUGACGAUGAUGACUGUUCGCAGGACAGCGAUUAA
Messenger RNA from Coccinella septempunctata (seven-spotted ladybird), 1194 nucleotides. Its product is annotated as poly [ADP-ribose] polymerase tankyrase-1-like. Bases 1 to 1194 code for a protein of 397 amino acids. Gene Ontology annotation, biological process: positive regulation of transcription by RNA polymerase II. Gene Ontology annotation, cellular component: nucleus. Lineage: Eukaryota; Metazoa; Arthropoda; Insecta; Coleoptera; Coccinellidae. Gene Ontology annotation, molecular function: protein binding; transcription cis-regulatory region binding. The record is from RefSeq and is a predicted model, not a curated record. The transcript has 3 exons.